Messenger RNA from Neoarius graeffei (lesser salmon catfish), 706 nucleotides. RefSeq names its product Thioredoxin-like (gene txna). The transcript is spliced from 5 exons. The record is from RefSeq and is a predicted model, not a curated record. The coding region runs from base 88 to 411 and encodes 107 amino acids. Gene Ontology annotation, molecular function: protein-disulfide reductase activity. Lineage: Eukaryota; Metazoa; Chordata; Actinopteri; Siluriformes; Ariidae.
GUUUCCAUGCAGUUCAGUUGAGUGGAGUGUGCUGGAGGAGCCGAGCAGCUGCAGGGAGGGAUCAGGUCACUUUAUCAAAAACUCAUCAUGAUCAUCGUCAUUGAAGACAAGGCAGCUUUUGAUAAAGCUCUGGCUGAUGCAGGUGAUAAGCUCGUUGUGGUGGACUUCACAGCGACGUGGUGUGGGCCUUGCCAGAGUAUCGCUCCAUGCUUCAAAGCACUGUCUGAAGAUGCAGAAAAUGCUAAUGUGGUCUUCCUCAAGGUAGAUGUGGACGACGCACAGGACGUGGCUCAGUUCUGUGAGAUCCGAUGCAUGCCAACAUUCUACUUUUACAAGAAUGGAAAGAAGUUGGAGGAGUUCUCUGGGUCCAACCACACGAAACUGGAAGAGCUGGUGAAGACUCACAAAUGAAGAGAGAAAUGUGUGAAAUAUAUAAAUAUAGGCUUGUCCCCAAACACACCUGUUAAUCUCCUAGACUUUUCUAACAAGCACUCGUUUUGUUGCUUAAUGAACUUUUGAUGCCCUGACAGAUGAGCUGUAGAAAAGUACAUUUUAAACAAGUAAGCCUUACUCAAUUCAUUGUGUUGCCAUAAUUAUUUAAGCUUUUUUUUUUUUUUUCCUUUAAAACCAUGUAACCCCAUGAUCUUAUGCCCAGAAAAAUAACCAUUGAAAUCAGGUUUAAACAACACAGACCUAAAGAAUACAA